Aethalodelphis obliquidens (Pacific white-sided dolphin) is the source of this 4484-nucleotide messenger RNA. It is a transcript of the gene KCNAB3, whose product is annotated as potassium voltage-gated channel subfamily A regulatory beta subunit 3. Gene Ontology annotation, biological process: regulation of potassium ion transmembrane transport; potassium ion transport. Gene Ontology annotation, molecular function: potassium channel regulator activity; voltage-gated potassium channel activity; transmembrane transporter binding. Bases 2651 to 3559 code for a protein of 302 amino acids. NCBI's taxonomy places the organism in Eukaryota, Metazoa, Chordata, Mammalia, Artiodactyla, Delphinidae. The transcript is spliced from 13 exons. The record is from RefSeq and is a predicted model, not a curated record. Gene Ontology annotation, cellular component: cytoplasm; voltage-gated potassium channel complex; membrane.
ACCUGAGUGUGUUAGUUUCAGUGGUCGAUCGGGGCCUGCCCCUCUCAUGAAGGCGUGAACCAGGGUGUUCACAUCCCCUGAGCCAGCAAAGAGGCUUUGUCCACGGGUUUCUCAACAGCGGCACUAUUGACGUUUGGGGCUGGAUAAUAUCUUGGUGUGUGUGUGGGGGGGGGGGUGCUGUCGUGUACUUUGUUCUGGCCGCCACUCACUAGAUGCUGGUAGCACGUCUCCAUGUCUUUCUCUUUCUCUCUUUCUCUCACACGCGCGCGCGCGCACCCAGAUCGUGACAGUCAACAAUGUCUCCAGAUCUUGCCAAACGUCCCCUAGGGGAGAAAAUAGCUCACUGAUUGAAAACCACUGGGUUGGGGGAAGGCCGACUGGCCUCGGGGUGCAGAGAGUAGAACCACCCUCCCGGUUCUGCUCUCCGGUUCCUGUGAGCCCACAGAACACCCAAGCUGCGGAGCUCCGGAAGGUGGGGCUUAUGCAGAUGAGCGGCAGGUUUUGGCUGGGAGGCGGGCGUCUUUAUGCAGAUGAGGGGGCGGUGUCUGCAUGUUGAUAAGCUGGGCCCGCAGCCGACGCGGCUGGGAGUCUAUCGGGUCCCGCUGCGGUUCGGGCUGAGGUGGCAUCUCUCUUCCGCCCCCCCCGUCCCUAAGUUCCUACCCUCCGAGAAUAGCCCUCGACCUUUACCCUCGUCCAUUUCCCCCUCUCCUCCCUGCGCCAGUACCCCCGAAUCCUAAUCGCUCCACUCGUGGCGCCCCCCCGCGUUUCUCCUCUCCGCCGCAAACCCCGCGACCUCCAGCAGCCCGCCCCCGCGAGCCGGAUCCUGCCUGGCUGCUCCCGCCGCAACCUCCUCAGCCUUCCCGCUCUUCUAGGGCUCGCGCCACUACACCCCCGGGUGUCUCCCCUCGGGCUUACCGGUUCCCUCCUCCUCCCGCCCCCUCGGAGCCCCCUCCCUCGCCUUGGCCAGCCGGCAUGCAGGUGUCUAUCGCAUGUACCGAGCAGAACCUUCGCAGCCGGAGCAGUGAGGACCGUCUGUGUGGACCCCGGCCGGGCCCCGGGGGCGGUAAUGGCGGGCCGGUCGGCGGGGGGCAUGGGAAUCCUACGGGGGGAGGAGGGUCGGGCCCCAAGGCCCGGGCCGCAGUGGUCCCCCGACCCCCAGCGCCCGCUGGGGUCCUCCGAGAGAGCACCGGCCGAGGCACUGGCAUGAAAUACAGGUAUGGGGGUGGCCGGGCAGCCCGCCACAUCUGCUCCCCUUUCCUGACCCCUGAGGCUUCCUGGGAUGCUUCCAGAACCCCCUCAAACUUCGCUAAGAAGAUCCCGGCUCACUCCAUCUCCUCUUCCCAUCAUUGGCACUCCCUUACUUGGGCCCUCUCUUGCUCUCCGUCCAUACCCCCGACUAGUAGAAAAUCAAGUUUACCAAGGUUGACCAGGCCUGUCAGACCCAGGGGAUACUCCUAAGCUUCCCUCCUUACCCUCAGGAAGGCGAGGGAUGCACGGAUCUCCAGGCUGCACACCCCCACCCCCACCCCCCGGGAUGAAGUGUCCUUGGGUCGUGUCCUGGGAAGAUGGGGGAAGGAAACGGCUUCUCACCGUGGCCUGCUCAGUGUGCCUGACCCAGAUACUGCCCCCACAUGCCCCAAGGUCUCCUGCAACCUUCUUGGUGGGGAGGGAAGUGGGGCCCUUGGAAGGAUGGACCACAUCUCUCAAGCCCCUGCCGAAGGACAGGGGCCAUGUGGGUAAGAUGGACGGAAAUGUAACCGACUUUAUCUCAGAGAACCGCUGGGCUCUCAGGACUACCAGUAGGGGGGAGGGGAGGGGCUCCUGCUUGAGAGUGAGCAGAGGUCACUGAUCUGACCUGGCUUUGUCACUUGAGGAAUUUGAUCCCCUCCAUGUGGUGGCCCUGAUUGGGAAGCUGAGCGGACGGCCUGGGUGGGGGGUCCUUGGGAGGAGCGUCUCUCUGGUUUGAAGACAGACUUCACAAGCCAACAGGAGCAGAGGGAGUAGAGAGGGGAAGAGGGGGAACUGGUCUUACAUCUCAUACUCUCCACCCAGGUGUCCUACCUGCUUUUGUUGGAGGCCUCCCUGCCUAGCCUAUCCAAGGAUCCUUGCCUGCCUGAGUGCCUGAACUUGACUUGGUUUACCCCUUCCACCCCAGCGUCUGCCCUUUAGCACAGCACUCUCUGAUGAUCUGUUUUCACAAACUCAUCACAAUUAGCCAGUCGCAUUCCUCCCAGCCAACCCCCACCCUCGACUCUACACAUCCCAGAGAUGACUCAAAUAAACACAAGACCCACCAGCAGAAACGCUAAGCAGGCAGCGCAUCUUCAAUGUGAUAGGGGGGAACAGAGGCACUGGACAGUGGCUCCAGAGGAACAGUCAUUAUUUGUUCACUUAUGCUAUGGCCAUAGCACUGCCCAAUUCAGUGGGCUCACUGAGUCUAGCUUCUUUGGACUGAGACACCCUGAGGGCAUCUCAGUCUGGAAGGAGAGGAACUGGAGGCUGAUAAUCUAUGUUCCUAAUGGAGGCUCUACCCCUUCCUUCUGCCUCUGUGUCCUGCAGGAACCUAGGAAAGUCUGGUCUUCGGGUAUCCUGCCUUGGCCUAGGUACCUGGGUCACAUUUGGUUCUCAGAUCUCAGAUGAGGUAUAAGUGAUGGGACCUAGAAGCAGGACAGCAGAGGAUGUGCUGACAGUAGCCUAUGAGCAUGGCGUAAACCUGUUUGACACCACCGAAGUGUAUGCAGCGGGAAAGGCUGAAAGAACCCUAGGCAACAUCCUCAAGAGCAAAGGUUGGAGGAGAUCAAGCUAUGUCAUCACCACCAAGAUUUUUGGGGGAGGACAGGCAGAAACUGAGCGAGGCUUGAGCCGCAAACACAUCAUUGAGGGCUUGCGAGGAUCCCUGGAACGCCUCCAGCUGGGAUAUGUGGACAUCAUCUUCGCCAAUCGCUCAGACCCCAACAGUCCCAUGGAGGAGAUUGUGCGAGCCAUGACCUAUGUCAUCAACCAGGGCCUGGCCCUAUACUGGGGGACAUCCCGAUGGGGGGCUGCAGAAAUCAUGGAGGCCUACUCCAUGGCCAGACAGUUCAACCUGAUUCCUCCAGUGUGUGAACAAGCUGAGCACCAUCUGUUUCAGAGAGAGAAGGUGGAGAUGCAGCUGCCAGAGCUCUACCACAAGAUUGGUGUUGGCUCAGUCACCUGGUCCCCUCUUGCCUGUGGCCUCAUCACUAGCAAGUAUGAUGGGCGAGUCCCAGAUACCUGCAGGGUCAACAUCAAGGGCUACCAGUGGCACAAAGACAAAGUGCAGAGUGAGGAUGGCAAGAAGCAACAAGCCAAAGUCAUGGACCUUCUCCCCAUCGCUCACCAGCUGGGCUGCACCGUGGCGCAGCUUGCUAUUGCGUGGUGUCUCCGCAGUGAGGGUGUCAGCUCGGUCUUGCUGGGGGUGUCCAGUGCAGAGCAGCUGAUUGAACACCUGGGCGCCCUGCAGGUGCUGAGUCAGCUGACCCCGCAAACGGUGAUGGAGAUAGAAGGGCUCCUGGGCCACAAACCUCAUCUCAAGAAAUAGUCCGUCGGGGGCGCAGGGACCCGCUCCCAGGACCGCUUCCCGCCCCCGCCUCCCUCCCGCUCCGGAUCCCUCCCGCUCCGGAUCCCUCCACGCAGCGGCCGGAGCCAGGGAGGCCCCGCCCACUAACGAGUUCCGGUCACAGUAGCGAAAGCAUGAACAAAGCCAUAUCCUCCCGCAGUGGGGCUUGAGAGGGAAAGUAGUCCGCCGCCCCCUAUUGCGUCCUCCUAGGUCUCCCUGCUAAUCCUGGGCAUGAGCUACUGGGCUGUCCCCUCUCUGCCACUUGGCCUCGCUCCCUUCUCUCUUCCCCUAAUCGCCGAGGCCCAGGGGGAAAAAGGCAGAUACAAGACCCAUGCAGAGUACCUCAGAAGUGGCCCUUGAAAUGUCAUCAAGGGGUAACAACCUAAUAUGAAGGGAGUUUUGAUGUCAUCUGGGACAAAGGAGAUGGGGCUCUUACAUUCGUUACAAAGGAAGCCAGGCUGGUCCUGGCAGGAAGUAAAUGAUAAUCUUUGGGAAACUAGGACCCUGCCUCAGCCAGGAGGUGGAGGAGGGCUUAAAACCACAAAAAGUGUUGAGACUUUGUUCUUGUCAGAGAGGGGUAGGGUGGGGAGUGCAGUGACAAAGCACUGAUGAGGGAAAAUUGACGGCCGAUGUAUAGCCUGUCCUGGCACAAGUGGCCAGGGAAGCCCUUGGAAAGUACGGUUGGGCCGCACUUUGCAGGAAAAGGUGACAGCCUUUAGGUCAGGGCAGAGAAAUGGGGCUGACACAAAAAGGUCUGGGGAUAAACUUUUGAGCCUUGAGCAGGACUCCUACCCGGGAGUGGAGGACUGUAGUCUUCCUCCUGGCAAUAAUCUUAAAGCAAUAAUGAUGGCCCCUCUUGUGUAAGACUUCCCAGGGAACUGUAAAUAAAAUCUCAGCUUGAUCAUCA